Molecule: messenger RNA, 711 nt
Organism: Gigantopelta aegis
Lineage: Eukaryota; Metazoa; Mollusca; Gastropoda; Neomphalida; Peltospiridae
Product: 52 kDa repressor of the inhibitor of the protein kinase-like
Exons: 2
Coding region: 1-711 (236 amino acids)
Source: RefSeq, a predicted model, not a curated record
AUGUCAGAACUCGAAAAGAAUGCUUGGUUAUCAUUCAAAGACCUUGUCAAGAACUUUCUUGGAAAUACACAAGCAAAGAAUUACACCGAAAUUGUCCAGAAACUAUUGGAGAGCUACAAAACGCUCGGUUGCAUCAUGAGCAUCAUGCAAAUACCGAAAGAUGGUACAACCAAAUUCAAGAAGCAUCAAAACUCCGACUGCCACAAGGACGCCUUUGAGCGACACAUACAACUACCGCAGCAGACGAAAGAUGCUGGUGAGAGCCUCUCAGCUGCACAUUCCGAGGAGAAGAUAAACAACCGACACCAGCUGUUAACAAUUCUGAGGAGUAUACAUUUCUUAGCGCUCCAGGGACUGCCUCUACGCGACCAUGAUGAUAGCCAGUCCAACUUUAUCCAGAUACUGAAACUGUAUGGUCAGUCCGAUGAGUCGAUAUUGAAGUGGAUGGAAAAGAAAACCAUGAAGUUCACAUCCGCAGACAUGCAGAAUGAGAUACUACAAGUUAUGGCACCUGGAAUUCUUCGACAGGUCGCUAAGAAUAUCAGAGAUGAUGGCUUUUUUACAAUCAUGGCAGAUGAAACGACUGAUCAGUCUAAUCGUGAACAAGUUGUGAUCGUGCUAAGACAUGUUGAUAGUGACCUAACUGUAUAUGAGGAAUUCACUGGACUGUAUGUGGUGCCAUCUAUUGAUGCACAGACUUUGACACACUGA